This is a messenger RNA of Bombyx mori (domestic silkworm), 1290 nucleotides long. RefSeq names its product COP9 signalosome complex subunit 7b (gene CSN7). The coding region runs from base 393 to 1214 and encodes 273 amino acids. The record is from RefSeq and is a predicted model, not a curated record. Lineage: Eukaryota; Metazoa; Arthropoda; Insecta; Lepidoptera; Bombycidae. Gene Ontology annotation, biological process: COP9 signalosome assembly. The transcript has 4 exons. Gene Ontology annotation, cellular component: COP9 signalosome.
AGAACUCAAGUACCUGACUUUUCAUAGAUUUAAGUAUAAUCUGCCACCAUCAUGUUCUUUAUGGAAAUUGAAUACAUAUUUUAUGAUAGAUUUCAAAUUUGAAGUAAACUAAACCUACAAAUAAAUACAUCCGUUCGUUAUGUAUAAUAAUAAUAAUAUUAAAGUAUCAACAGCUAGCAAUAUAAAUGUAGAAACAGCCUGUCAUCAACUGUCACUGUCAACUUAAAAUUACCAAAGAAAGUAUAAAAUACCUACCUACCUAGGUAGGUACAUAAAUAUAACAGUUUAAACCUUAAAUCUGAGUUUGAUACUUUUUCCCUAACAUAUAGAUUCAAUAUAGAAUUGACCUAUUUCCCGUUUAUGAAAUAGACAUAGACGUCUUAAAAUUCAAAAUGAAUCCGAUGUCAAUGGACCGAGAUGAACCUUCCUCAUUGUUAUCAUUUUCCUCCAAUCACCCUCUAGAACAGUUUGUCCUUUUAGCAAAGGGAGCUAAAGGUUCUGCGUGCGCUGAACUCAUCAAACAGGUUCUGGAGGCUCCAGGAGUGCAUGUUUUCGGCGAGCUAUUAGAGAUGCCAAAUAUUAAAGAGCUGGAGAGUGGACCUUAUGCAACUCAUUUAAAAACUCUUAAUUUGUUUGCCUAUGGCACAUAUAAGGACUACAUUGAGAACAAAUCGGACUAUUUAGAAUUAACCACAGUCCAGUGCAAGAAAUUACAGCAUCUGACCAUUGCAACACUUGCAACACAAGAGAAAUGUAUCCCUUACAGUGUGUUACUUGAGGAAUUGGAUAUUAAAAAUGUUAGAGAUUUAGAAGAUCUUAUCAUUGAAGCUAUUUAUGCAGACAUAAUUCACGGCAAGUUGGACCAGGAAUGUAAACGUGUGGAAGUGGACGUGGCCCUUGGCAGAGAUGCGCGGCUUGAAGAUGCAGCUUCCAUUGCUGAUGUCCUGGCCGACUGGUGCAAUGCUUGUGAAGCAGUACUCAAUUCUGUAGAUCAACACAUACAGAGAGCUAAUCAUCAGAAACAGAAGGCUAUCAGACAUCAGCAGGGUAUAGAACAGAAGAUUUUAUACAUAAAGAAGACGUUGAAGACUCAAGCAGAGAAUGAUGAGUCAGCGUCAGGUGCCAAUGCCGAGCCUCACUCAGCACCCAAAAAGAAUUCGAGCAAAAGCAAGACUGCACGUAACUCUGCCAAAUUCUGGCAGAAGAGCACAUAAUUGAAAAACAGAUUGAAUUGUAUUUUUAACCUUGUGAUAAUUUUUGAAAUAAUAAAUAUGUUGUAAGUGUAUCGUA